Messenger RNA from Botrytis byssoidea, 495 nucleotides. RefSeq lists its product as uncharacterized. The transcript has a single exon. NCBI's taxonomy places the organism in Eukaryota, Fungi, Ascomycota, Leotiomycetes, Helotiales, Sclerotiniaceae. The coding region runs from base 1 to 495 and encodes 164 amino acids. The record is from RefSeq and is a predicted model, not a curated record.
AUGCUCUAUUGUCAUCAUCGAUCCCGAUGGAAUCUGGUACUUCUUCUAGGGCCGGUGCCACUUUCGAAAUUCGAUGAAUCCACUUCAAACCCCCGCAUCGACGUUCCUAAUGCAAAAAUUCUCUGUCCAAAGGCGGCCAACAGCCCUAGCGAAACUCAAAAUGAACUUACUCAACUGUUCAGGUCUGGGAUACUGGUCUCCUCAAAGCAUAUGUCGUUUGCUUCACCAGUUUUCAAGGCUAUGUUGACAGGAGAAUUCAGGGAGGCUGUUGAACUUAGAGAGAAAGGUGGAACCAAGAUACCACUUCCAGAUGAUGAUGUAGAUGCCAUGAUCACGUUGGUCAAGGUUAUACAUGGCCGCUUAAAAUCAAUCUCGAAAUGCACCAAUUUAAUUUUGCUUACCAAAAUCGCCAUCUUGGUCGACAAAUAUCAAUGCCAUGAGUCGACCGAGUUUGCAGUCAAGGCUUGGAUCACAAAUCAUAGUCCAUGUCUAUAG